UUCUGUACGCCGACUGUACUGUAUAACAGAGCAACAAGAAUAAUGUAAUCGAAGAAUUGUCUUCCAAAAUGAAUACGUCACAAAAGAAAGAAGUCAGUUUUGAUGAAGGAGGGAAGCUGGGUCUGCGUGCCUUCGGUCAGGGGAAUCAGGAAACAAUCCCUCGCACCGGGGUCAGGAAUAAGGAUGCUUCCUUUGAGCUGGAUGCCUGCACCCUCAUCUCUUCCCCAAGGUGGCUGAGGCUUCAUGGUCUUAAGGAAGCCAGGCUUCAACUGUCCCAGAUUCUCUCUCAGAUAGGAUUCAAGCACAGGGAAGAAUACAUUUCCUCAUUGAGAAAACCUGUCUCCUCUCAAUAUGCUGAAGGUUUGUUUUCGCAGUUCACAAAAAAUGGACAAAUGUAUAACUUAACAGCCAGCAGAGACCAGCUCUCUGAGAUUGUUGCCAGCUUGACGAGGAGAAUGAAGCUCUACAAGGAGCGCCUGGACUGGCUGACCAGUGGAAGUCGGCAGAUAUUCGGUGUCAUUCAGGAACACUCUGUUGCUCUCGUCCUGGACUUUGGCAGCAUUUCCAAGGCUCAAUUUGAUCUUUGUUGUGAUGUGCUGUGUGCUGUGCUCAGGGAACAGGUGGCACACAUUGCCGCAUUUCAUCUCAUUCGGGCAGCUGCAGAGAUGGAAAUGUAUCAUGAGAAAGCAGUUCACAGCACUAGAGCCACCAUCGAUUCUGCAGUGGGCUGGAUAAGGAACCUGGAGCACAAGCCCUGGAGCAGCCAGAGCGGAGCGGUGGAGGCAAUUCUGAAAGCCAUGAGCGACAAAACAGUUGAAGCCGUUUAUCUCUUUGCUGCGGGGGAUUUUAAAGAAGCUGUGGUGGAUCUGUUGACAGCAUUUCCCAGUCUGUGCCCUGUCCACACUGUAUCAUUCAAUGCCAAACAUGAAGGAACUAUAAAGCUCUUAAAGAAUUUAGCCCAUCUCACUGCCGGGAGGUAAGACACCUGGAAUCGUUUUUAGCAAGGAUGGAAGAUACAGAAAGGAUUGUAGGAGAGUGUAACAUAUAUUAUUAAAUGGUUUUUACCA
Polyodon spathula (Mississippi paddlefish) is the source of this 1067-nucleotide messenger RNA. Its product is annotated as von Willebrand factor A domain-containing protein 3B-like. The record is from RefSeq and is a predicted model, not a curated record. The coding region runs from base 69 to 980 and encodes 303 amino acids. Lineage: Eukaryota; Metazoa; Chordata; Actinopteri; Acipenseriformes; Polyodontidae. The transcript has 6 exons.